This is a messenger RNA of Monopterus albus (swamp eel), 2656 nucleotides long. Its product is annotated as calpain-5. Bases 403 to 2553 code for a protein of 716 amino acids. Gene Ontology annotation, biological process: proteolysis. The transcript is spliced from 15 exons. Gene Ontology annotation, cellular component: cytoplasm. Lineage: Eukaryota; Metazoa; Chordata; Actinopteri; Synbranchiformes; Synbranchidae. Gene Ontology annotation, molecular function: calcium-dependent cysteine-type endopeptidase activity. The record is from RefSeq and is a predicted model, not a curated record.
AUGGUGGAAGUACCAGUCCUCCAGCACCUCCUCAUUCUCCUCCAGCAUUUUCUCACACUGCACAACACAAAUAGACACAGGUGUCAGGGGCAACACGUUCAACAGCAACAGAUACGACAGGAGUCUGUGUGGAAGAAGACGGAGAGGAGAGGAGAGUCAGUAGAUGAUACAGAAAAAGAGAAGAGAGGGGGUCAUAGGUCAUGCUACAAUGAGGAGAGAAGAGAAAAGCUGUGAGAUACGAGGGGGAAGAGAAGAAAACAGAAUGCACACAGCCACUAACCAGAAGAGCAGAAGCAACAGAUUCCUGGAAGGAUUUGCUAAAUGACCGAAGGAGGAAGUGAUCCUGGAUCCAUCGUCUGGCCUCAACAAAUCAUCUGACUUAAAGGCCUCUCAUGUCCAACUAUGAUGCUGGAGCGGGUGUGUGACUUCCAGGGUCAGAGCUUUCACAAGCUGAGGCGGGCCUGUCUGCGUCGAGGUGCGCUCUUCAAGGAUCCCCUGUUCCCUGCCUCCACCCAGUCCCUGUUCUACAAGAGGGAGCCUCCGCCGGGCCUGAGCUGGAGGAGGCCCAGCGAGAUAUGUAAGGACCCUCGUUUGUUUGUUGAUGGCAUCAGCACUCGUGACUUACACCAAGGCAGUCUGGGUAACUGCUGGAUGGUGGCCGCCAUUUCCUGUCUGGCAUCUGAGCCAUCUCUGUGGAAGAAGGUGAUACCUGGCCAUAUGGAUCAAGAGUGGAACCCAAAGUGUCCAGACGUGUACGCAGGAAUCUUCCACUUCCGGUUCUGGCGCCUCGGCUGCUGGGUGGAUGUAGUCGUGGACGACCGCCUGCCUGUCAGUGGUGACGGAGUGCUGUUGUUUUGUCGAUCAGCCACACCUAGAGAGUUCUGGAGUGCCCUGCUGGAGAAAGCCUAUGCUAAGCUGAACGGCUGCUAUGAGGCCCUGGAGGGAGGAAACACUGCAGAGGCCCUGAUCGACUUUACUGGAGGAGUUUCAGAGCCCCUCCAUCUGGACAGUGAGGCCCUCAGCCUGCACAGUGACCAGAGGAGAACGUUCUUUCAGACGCUAGCCAAGGCACAUGAACGCAAAGCCCUCAUAACCUGCUCCAUAAGGCCGGCAGAGGGGGAGACAGUGGAGUCGGUGUUGGACUGUGGCCUGGUGCGAGGACACGCUUAUGGGAUCACAGCAGUAAGGAAGGUGAGGCUGGCGGAGAAGUUGCUGAACAGGGGCGGGAUGUCCAAGCUCUUCAUGGUGCGCAUGAGGAAUCCAUGGGGGACCACAGAUUGGACGGGGGCCUGGAGUCAGGGGUCACAGCAGUGGCAACAGAUGAGUCGUGCAGACAGGGAGAAGACGGGCCUCACUGUUAGAGAUGUUGGGGAGUUUUGGAUGGAGUUCGAGGAUUUCUGCCACUACUUCACAGAUGUAGUGGUGUGCCAUCUGGUGGAGAGGGUUCAGCUGUGGCCGAGCUCACACUGGAAAGAAGUGCGCUGCUACGGGGAGUGGGCUCCAGCUCCCACCCCACCCGGUGCAUCUCCAUCCACCCUCCACCACAGUAACAACACACUGGGCAAGAACAGCAUCAGACCUGGAAGGGCAGAGCAGCAAGGGAACAUGAAGGAGGCCCGACUUGGGGAGAGUCGGCAGGAAGGAUGCAAAGAAGGAAAGUGUGGGAAAGGCAAACUUGUGAAAAAAGUGACAAAGGAAGAAGGUGAAAAAAUCAGUGGGAGGUGGGACACACAGGUGGACAAGAGGAGUCGAUGUGGAGGAUGCAUCAACCACAGGGACACGUUCCUGCACAAUCCACAGUUUAUGUUCGAGGUGAGAGGCAAAGAGGAGGAGGUGCUGAUCUGUCUGCAGCAGGAGGACAGAAGGAUACAGAGGAAAGAUGGAGGAGGAGAGAACCUGCCUAUUGGCUUUGAGGUGCUGAAGGUGGAGGUGAACCGCUGCAGCCGGGUGCAGUGUGUGGUGGAGCAGGCCGCCAGCUCCAUCUACAUGGACUCCCGCAGUGUUACACUGAGGGGGACUCUGGUUCCAGGCCGCUAUGUAGUGCUGCCCACCACCUUCCUGCCAGGAGUCACCGGACGCUUUCUGCUACGACUCUUCUCCCAUUCCCAUGUCCGACUGAGGGAACUCAGGGAAGACUUGCCGACUCCAUCAGUAUUUCAGUGUUUUCUACCUCAACCCACUGUUGUAACCACAGUCCACCUCCGCAGGGCAUCAGGACUCAGACCUCCCAAACAGACAGCUCCAGAUGUUUACGCCAUAGUGCGAUGUGAGAAUGACGCCAUAAGGACUCAGGUGUUCAAGGAAGAGGGAAACCCCGAGUUCAACCUCAGAGCCAUCUUCUACAGGAGAUACCCCAACACGCACAUCUCUGUCGAGUUGUGGAGCAGAGGUCUACUGUGGGACUCGAUGCUCGGCCGGGCUCGACUCCAGACGGCAGAGUCUGAGAGGAGUCGGAGCCUCGUCAUCGAUCUACGAGGUGGCCAAUCGGGUUUAGCAUACCAAGGGUGCAUCUAUGUUGAGACAUCCUCCAGCGUCCGCCUCACAGAUUUGUGACACCAACACAUGGUUGCCCCGGUAACUACACAGAGCCAUGGCAACUGCUGUCCUCCCAUGUAGAGGGAGGUGAACUGUUAAAGACUUUAUGGAUGGUUUUGAA